GUUAUAGGCCAACGACCGUUCUACAUUUAUGCUAUUUUUCGAGGCAGAGUUAAAAAGUACGACACCGCCUUUGGCAGACCGGCCCGUUUACUCACAACCAUUUCGGGUUAUUCAAAGAGCCGCCCGACUCGUUACGAAACUCUUCUCAAUUUCCCAGAGCCACACUGUUCGUCCGAAUUCCUCAGAAACCCCAAAAGAAACAUACAUGCACGCCAUGGAGCAGGGAGAUUUCGAUCGGAUACUCUUCUUCGAACAGGCCCGCAAAGCCGCCGAGGCUACCUACGCUAAGAACCCUCUCGAUGCUGAUAACUUGACGAGGUGGGGAGGAGUACUGUUAGAGUUGUCUCAAUUUCAGAGCGUUCCUGAUUCGAAAAAGAUGAUUCAAGAUGCAAUUUCAAAGCUGGAGGAAGCAUUGCUGGUUAAUCCCAUGAAGCAUGAUGCUCUUUGGUGCCUAGGAAAUGCUCACACUUCUUAUGCAUUUUUGACACCAGACCAGGAUGAGGCAAAGGUUUAUUUUGACAAGGCAGCUUUCAACUAUCAGCAAGCGGUCGAUGAGGAUCCAGGGAAUGAUCUUUAUCGCAAGUCCUUGGAAGUUACUGCCAAGGCCCCUGAAUUGCACAUGGAAAUUCAUAAGCAUGGUUUUGCUCAACAAGCAAUGGGGGCAGCAGGACCUUCUACUUCAUCAGGUUCAAAGACUUCUUCAAAGAAAAAGAAGAGCGAUCUCAAGUAUGACAUAUUUGGAUGGAUAAUUCUUGCUGUUGGCAUUGUUGCAUGGGUGGGUUUUGCAAAAUCACAGGUUCCUCCACCUCCUCCACGAUAAGUGAGGCAUUUGCAUGCCGCCGGGGAUUUUGCACAUUUUGAGUGUUUCUGACCUGAUUUAUGCAGAAAGUUGAGGAUCAAAUCCACCUUCUCACUUUUCUCAAAAAAAAAAAAAAGUUUGAGGAUCAAAUCUAAUCCAUCCUCCAUUAGUUUUUUUUUUGGUUAGCCUUAGUAACGUAUUCCAUGUACAACUGAUAAGUUAAAGUGUCUUCAAUCUUCUAUGUGAAAUAUUAAUUUUUCUCCCCAAAUUAGUGGUUGAGCCGCUAUGGAUGUUUUCAUUGGGAUACAGCUUUAGUAUUUCCUUUUUGUCUUGGUUUGUUUCAGCAGAAAAUCUUUAUGGAAAAUGUUUCUGUAA
This is a messenger RNA of Carya illinoinensis, 1174 nucleotides long. RefSeq names its product mitochondrial import receptor subunit TOM20-like. The transcript is spliced from 6 exons. Gene Ontology annotation, molecular function: protein binding. Bases 29 to 820 code for a protein of 263 amino acids. Gene Ontology annotation, biological process: protein insertion into mitochondrial outer membrane. Gene Ontology annotation, cellular component: mitochondrial outer membrane translocase complex. The record is from RefSeq and is a predicted model, not a curated record. NCBI's taxonomy places the organism in Eukaryota, Viridiplantae, Streptophyta, Magnoliopsida, Fagales, Juglandaceae.